Varroa destructor (honeybee mite) is the source of this 6676-nucleotide messenger RNA. Its product is annotated as single-stranded DNA-binding protein 2-like. The record is from RefSeq and is a predicted model, not a curated record. Gene Ontology annotation, molecular function: protein binding; single-stranded DNA binding. Lineage: Eukaryota; Metazoa; Arthropoda; Arachnida; Mesostigmata; Varroidae. Gene Ontology annotation, cellular component: nucleus. Gene Ontology annotation, biological process: positive regulation of transcription by RNA polymerase II.
GGCGCCACAGCAACAACAGCAGCAGCAGCAGCAGAGAGGGUGGUGAGCCGAGUUACUAUGACCACUACUACUACAACUACAACUACUAGUACUACUACGAGACGGGUCGAGGAGUCGACGGCCAGCAGCAGCAGCCGACGAGAACAACACAAACGACGACUCCAGUUGUUGUGCUGCUGCUGAUCGGUUACAGCGGCAGUUGUGCUGCUGUGAGUGCUGGAGCUGGCGGAGCUGCUGCUGCGGUUCGACACAGGCAGACAGCAACACACGGGAACAACAGACAACGAUAUCGCGAAUCGCAACAGCUCAGAAAAGGGCGAUCGCAAAAGGCUACCGGACAGCGGACCGCACAGACCCACCGUGAAGGCGAAAUAGGCCGUCUAAUUCGCGAGUCGGGGUUGGGUGCCACGACAGGAGUGACGAAAUUGGCUGCGGUGAGUUGGGAGUUUACAUUCGAUUUAGGAGUUUUCGGCGGCAUCGGCAGCAGCUGUGAACCUAACAGCAACAACGAUGACAGUAACCACAGCUGAAUAAAUUGACAAAACCCGUUCGUGCGACCACUACUUUGUUGAACCGUAGUGUUGAUUGCCGCCUGUAAAUCCCGGACCGACACGUCUCUGAUCUCUGCUUGCGUGUCUCCUUCACUGCACUCGGUGUUGAUGUUAAUGGAAAUAAUCGUGUCAUGACGAGCGGUAGCAGCAGCAGCAGCAGCAGCAGCACGAACAGCAGCGGUCGUCCGUAUGAGAGUUACAAAUCAUAAUCGCAGAAGAAGGAAAGAUAAUGAUUAGUGUGAUGUUAACGCAUUGUCAUAGCAUUUCGAGGUUUUCAAAUCGAGGUAGUGACCGGCGCCGUGUGAAAUGAAACGAAUUCGUCGUCUAUAAGUCGUUCUAUUUUGUGCGUGUAAUAAAAACGAGGGAAAAAAGCAACAAAACAGAGAACGGAUAAGGAAACGGAACUGGGAUCGUCUCAAAAAACGCUCAACAAGCCAAUGAACAUCACUCAAGUUGAUCUCAGCAGCUUUGAUCAAAUUAACACGAUUGGCCAGUCGAAGAAUACAUGCCGAACGUGUCCAACCCGCAGACAGUGCAGCGUUAAGACCUGGCUCUACAGAAAUCUGUCCAGGUAGUCGAACAGAUACAACUAGCUAGGCGACUACCGCAGCAAGCAACAGUAACGACGACGAUCAAGUACUAUCCGGGGUUGUUCCACGGUGCGGCGGAGCUGAAGCAGUACGACAACAGCGGCUUUAUCACAACAGGACGAUGCUGCCGAGAUAAAGCAGUAUAGGAGAACCAGCCCGACGUUGUAUUGUUACCAAUAGUACGACGACAAUAACGGGAGUUAGAAGAUCACCACCUGGUGGAGCAACACACAUUUGUUAUUAAUCGAACACCUUAUUUAUGUGAUGAUAUAGAUUAUCGUGCUGUGCUGGUUAUUCGGGGACCGCUUAGCGAGCAAAACAAUUAUCAUCGUCACCAUAAUCAGCAUCGUCAUCAUCAUCACCGUCGUGGUCGUCGUCAUCAUAAUCAUUGCCAUCGUCACCAUUAGAGGCGAAUAGGAGCAAAUAAAGACAUGACGCUUUACAGUGGACGGGCUAUAACACCAAUGGAUUUUACACUAUUACCAGCAGUGAUAACAGCGAGAACGACGAUAUUCUAGUUACACCUCGAUAUUCGACUAAAUUCUAUAUAGCAAGUAUAUUUAUAUACGGCAUCGUUUGCCUGUUGUCUUAGCCAGUGCAGUCUGUGACGGUGAAGUCGAGACCCGUCGACGAGAGGAACGAAGACGAACUAGUAGUAAUAACGUUGGGAAGAAGAAGACAUUCACACGGCGGUCUAUUUGCUAUUGCUUCGAUAUCUGCCUCUACAACGCGCUGAACUAGUGAGACAGACAAACCCGGGGUUCUGAAGGCUGUUAGCGGGGGACGCCGAUCGGGGCAGACAGCCAGCCAGGCGAGCACCGGCCAGUCAACCGACAGGCAAGCAGGCUGCAGCCCGCUUCUUUCGAAAUAUCCACCACCAACAAAAACCAUCAAGGAACCAGGCAAGCAACCGGCAUAUCUCGCUGUUCGCUUGCAGGGAGAGUUUCGUCGCUGUAGCGGGACAAUAUCACUUGCACUAACUAGCGUUUAGACAUUUGUUGGCACUCUGGUGGAUCGACAAGAAAUCUGCUCCGUCGAGCAAAAUGGAGGAAAUCGAUUGACCAACGAUGAGGUAAAUAGAUGAAGCUGGAAAAAAAUAUCACCAGCAGCAGCAGCAGAAACAACAAUUUGUUCGGUUCCCCCUACCGGCGAAACCCCUCAUCAAGGAUAUCUUAUUAGCGUAUACACCUCCUCCCCGAUGUCUCAUCUUCGCCGGCUAAAUAAACCGACUUCUUUGUUAGAUCGGAUACAGCUACACAACGUCAGCAGCUAGGGCAAAAAAGGCACAAAAAAAGGAACGAAGGAAGCAAGCGAAAAUCAGCUUUUAUACAUGCAAACGAGAACAGCAGCAUCAGCCAUAACUGUUCUACAUCAAAAAAUAAAAAAAAAAUAGUCGAAAAAGUGUCGCACCGAAAUCGGGCCGGCAAUUUUCUUCCACCGCGUAUCGUACAGCAAAGAUUACGAGGAACUUCAGUCCAUCUAGUGGUUGACUGCAGACCUGCUCAUGUUAUAGCAGUGCUCAUUCUUUCAACAAAAAUAGGGGAAUAAUCGUUUUCAGCUAAAGUGGGUCCCGAUGCUACGCUUAAGAAUAGUGAAAGCAAAUAAUCGCUUGUGAAAACAUAAAAAAAGAUUACUAGUUAGUUAGUUAGUUAGUUAGUUAGUGAUAGGGGGUGUGUGAUGGUGUUGAAAUUUUUACUUCGUGUCUUCGGUGUAUAUUGAAAUUGACGUGUGGAGUUUGUGCGAAUUCUCUACUCACUGGAUUCGAUUGAAUCAGAUGAAAUAAUCUCGCCACUUGUGAUUCUCCAUCAACGCAUCUGGGAUACUACGGCGGAGGCGUACAUCUAACGUGACCGUGUGUUAGUGCUGGUUGCCGGCGACUUUCGCCGGCUUAAUCAUUGCCGAAUUGGAUGUCCCCCCAGGAGCAGGUACCGCAGUGAUGUACGCAAAAAACAAAACAUCAACAGUCCCUUCGGACGCCCAAGCCAGGGAGAAGUUGGCGUUGUAUGUAUAUGAAUAUCUACUACACGUGGGGGCGCAGAAGGCGGCGCAGACUUUCCUCUCAGAGAUCCGAUGGGAAAAGAAUAUAACGUUAGGAGAACCACCGGGAUUCCUUCAUUCGUGGUGGUGUGUAUUCUGGGACCUAUAUUGCGCAGCUCCGGAGCGGAGAGACUCGUGUGAACAUUCUAGUGAAGCUAAGGCCUUUCACGACUACGGCUUUAUAAAUAGCGGUUACGCAGUCAAUGGAAUCGGCCAUAACUCGCCGCACAUGCGGCCGUCUCCGCCCGGGGCCCCACCCGUCGGACCCCCAACGCCCGGAGGUGGUUCUCCCCAGACCAUGAUCCCACCCCCAUCCAACCAGCCUUAUAUGAGCCCUCGCUUUCCUGGAGGACCCCGGCCACCCGGUGGGGUCAGAAUGCCCCAGCAGGACUUUAAUCCGGGCGGAGGCCCUGGUGGGAUGCCCGGCCAACCAAUGAUGCCCAACAAUAUGGAUCCGACACGACCAGGUGAAGGUGGUGAAUUCGUCGGAUGGCAAGGACCCCCGCAGAUGAAUCCAAUGAAUCCUAGAAUGAACCCUCCUCGAGGACAACCGAUGGCACCCCUUAACGCGUACGGCGGAAUGCGGCCGCCACCAAAUGGAAGCAUGGGUCCUGGCGGGCCAGGCGGACCAAUGCCAGGAGGUCCAGGUGGUCCUGGAGGUCCUGGUGGACCUGGAGGUCCUAUGGCAAUGCCCGGCGGGCCGGGUGGCAGACCAUGGGGUCAACCUGGUACACCAACUAGCAUGGGCUAUCAGUCGGCGUCCCCGGGUAGCCAUUAUGGAGGUCCCCCGGGGGGCGGACCUGGAGGACCUCCUGGUCCCGGAACUCCUAUUAUGCCUAGCCCGCAAGGUGGCCAGGGCGGUACAGGAAGUCCGUUCUCUCCCGCAAGCCAAGGCAAUCACCGAAUCUCAACUACCCCUAACCCUUCCGUAAAUCCCAACAAUCCGAACAACCCCUCAAACAGCAACAACCCAAACGGAGCCGCCAACAGCCGAAGAGACUCUUCGAACUCAGGCCAGGACGGGAUGUACACCAUGAUGAAGUCUGUUCCUGGGGGAGGCGGCGGCGGGGGUGGGGGUGGUCUACCCGGCUUCGGGAUGGGCGGUGGAGACGGAAGCGGAGCCGGCCUACCGGGUGGUCCGCUAGGCGGUGUCGGAGGUGCAAUGGGUGGCCCCGAUGGGGGAAUGGGACCCCCGCUCAACGGUGACGGUCUCGACGGAAUGAAGAGCUCCCCAGCGAACGGGCCGAGUACACCGCGCGAGGACGGCGCUCCUAUAGCUGACUACGGCAUGCCCUUCCCGGAAAACCAACAGACGGAGAGUGCGGCCAUCCUGAAGAUCAAGGAGAGCAUGCAGGAGGAGGCUAAACGUUUCGAAAAGGACACGCCCUCGGACGGUGGACCCACCGACUACUUCAUGCAAUAGAAAAAAACAAUUAAAACAACUACAAAUAUGACCACAACAACAACAACAAGAUAUAAAAACAACCAAACCGUCAACAAAGUAUCAGCAGUUAAUAGAAUCGAACUCUAGUAUUUUGUCACACAGUCACAAAAACAUCGACAAGAACAGGACUAACAAAUAUUAGAAACAAACAUCCGCGGUAUAAUAUUAUAGCAUGUGGCGAUAUUAUCAGGGCAUUCUUGAAAAUCACUACAGUUAGUGCUAUUGUUACCAACGAAACUAAAAUCGUCAUGAAACAAACAAGCCCUUGAAGAUUCAGACCAUCCAUAACAACUGACCUCCCUAAUUAAUAGCCAGUUUGAUCUUACCUUUGAGUGGCAGUAAAUCCUCUAUGCCCAGACAGUAAUAGUCUAAUGGCUCUUAUCUAAAAAUAUGUUCAAGCAGAAAAGAGACAAUAAAAAAUAGAAACAGAGAGCUUAUAUGGGUAGUGAGAAAAUCCAGGUCGGAUCAACGGACAGCUUUCUAUUUGCUGAACUAAAUAACGUCUAGCAAGUUUAUUGUUUAGAAAAACCCAAUAUCCUCGCAUUUCAAGGGAUGCUUUUGCAGUAUUAUUAUUUUUUGGCUGGACACAUGUAGACGAUUGCGAUUACAAUCAUAUAUGUGAGCGGUAUAUUUCGAUUUCUAUAUCUUUUUUUGUACAAAUAUCCAUAUAUGUUUGUUUAUGUUUGGGGACUGUAACGAAAGUGAUUUUAACUUUUGUAUCGUGAAUCUCAUGCGCCAUUCUGGAGUCGCGAGUCGCUCGAAGUGGAAGUUUGUUAAAUUUCAAAUUAAAUUGGGCGAUCAGCAGCACCCUGCCUCUUGUACUAAACUAUCAACAUGGUGCAUUGCUUUUAUAGAUUCUCUAAGUUCCUUUUUUGCUUCUCCAGGGAAGGCUGCAGGAGAUAGACUAAAUUUGAUGUAGCUAUUAUCUUGGCCUAUCGGUUAGCUUUAUGUUCAGUAUGUAUCGAACAAAUUUACCUGUUGUUUAACAACAUGCGUAUCAGAAAAGGUUUCCACAUAGGCAACGUAUUUAUUUUGAAAGGUUUUCUCUUUAGAUUUAAUUGGCUGGGAAAACAAGGAGACGUCUGUAAAAGCCUCAAAAGUUAUUUUAAUAUGCUAAUUACGCAAUGUAGCCGUAUUAAACGAACGGAAGAAUGUUAAACUUAUCCAAACCCUGUUAACCUACACGGCCUUCAAUCUGAAUACGCUCGCCGCGUUGGUUCUUGGGUUGAUGACGGCGCCAAAUAUCCAUAUGACGAGUUUCAAAUAAUGAAAAAAAAAAGAAUUACCGCCCAGUUUCGACGAGGAGACAGCCCACUGAGGAAGACCAUAACAAUAACAGCAACACAGUAAGACAGCAUUUGAAAUUAGAUGAACAUAACAAUAGCCAUGGUUACGGUCAAAACCAUUACAGCGACAACAUCGAUUUAUUAACAAUAUACCAUUAUUACAAAUAUCACAGCAUCAAUUACGUACUAACUGAUGCUAAAAAACGAAGUGACAACAAUAACAACAACAAACACUUUCUCACUUCUGUAAAUUGUCAUGCCCAAUGAUGUAAAUACAUGUAAUGUCGAAAUACUACUAUCAAUUGUGUUGGGUGUCAAUAAUGGCGUAAGGUAAGCGGAGAUCAGAACAGUAUGGUGAUUCAUUAAGUGUCCAUGAAAACGCUAGGAGAAAAGGAACGAAGCAAUCAUCUAAUAAUACAAGGGAUGAUAAAUGGAGAAACAAGUCAGCGAGAAGAAAAUCGUGAUGGCGUCUUGACCAACCGCAGCACGUAGAUAUCAUGAAGAACAUACGGAAGAGCGCUACAGGGUAGCGAGACAGAAGAAGCGGAACUGAACACAGACGUGUAUGUCAAGACACAGAUAGUGGACCCGCAAGCUUGGACAGAUACGCUGAGAAUAAUAGCGGGCAACUGUGACGCCUGAAUCGGACAGGAAAUCGCACGAGACGAAGCUACGAAUCGAACCACCACAAUGAUCAUGAAAUGAGAAGCAGAAAUGUAUUGAUAAUAAUUAUUAUUAAUUAUUAAGAAAAUAAAUUCUUCUGCCAUA